Molecule: messenger RNA, 4200 nt
Organism: Porites evermanni
Lineage: Eukaryota; Metazoa; Cnidaria; Anthozoa; Scleractinia; Poritidae
Source: the annotation of a GenBank genome assembly
AUGAAGUUUUUGUUCCUUUUGUCUUUCAGGCUUGAGCAAUUUCUUGAACAUGCUGAAGACAUAGAAAUAGUCAUUCCACAGCUCUGGAAUUACCUUGGAGAGCUCUUGGGUCCAACUGCCUUUGAUGGAAAUAUUGACCUCAAUGAAUUAUUUAAAUGUAUACUAAAAUAUGUGUCAAAACACAAGGCUGCAGAACUCUUUGCCUAUAUGCUGCAAACAGCCACAAUUGAUACGGUGAGUGGACUAUAGAUUGUGUUGUUAUAAGAAGUUGAAGCCUGUGUUACCUCUUCAGUAGCUAACGUGUACUGCGUCUUACAGGCCAUUACACUUUAGAUUUGUUCAGUUAUUUUAGUGUUAAUCAUAUUCUUUAUUUCUUGAUCUAGAGUCGGGAAGAUUUGUCGGCUAUUUUAAAUAGAUACGAUGUGUCAUUAUAUGCCUUCUUUGAAAAAGAAGCAGAAGCCAAGCAAUUUGCAAAGGAUGAGGUACAUAAAACAAAAACAAAAGUCUAAUACUCCUAGACUAUGCCUGGUGCAUAUAAGGAUCAUAACAGGUUUACAUGAAAGACCUUUAAAGAAAAUUCAUUUGUUUUAUUUUCAACCCUGACAGUUAAUUCUUAUGUUUGGUCACCGUUGGAUGAUGGUAUUUUAAUUUGUAAUGUGUAACCCUUGUCAACUCUUACUACAUAAUUGAAACUUCGAUUAAAAAUCGUUUAGGUUUCACCAAGGAAAUUAAGAGUUUUCUAUUUCAAGUUAAGUUGAGCUGGAAAGAUCCUUUCGGCUUUUCUGUAAUUUUGCUGGCCAGCGUUUAACUGCCUUUGUAAAUGACAGAGUGGGGAAAAAAUUAGGAAAAAUCUUGACAUUAACAAAAAGACAACUAUGAUAGGUAUUGUCCAUUUAAUAGUUAAGUUUACUACACGAGUUUUUCCUUCUUUUUUUUCCCAUUCUUCCUUUAAUGGUCAGUCUCCUUUUUUUCUUUAGAAUAUCGAGUUUGCCCUUGGUCAAGGCAAGUCAUCUCUGAAUACUGGUUCAUCUAAUCAACAUUCUGCUAGAAUACAAGCAGAACUUAGGACUCUUAUAUUGAAAAGAAAAGCAAGAAAUGAUGAAGUGUUUAACUGGAUUGAUGUAAGUAAAAUUACUUUUGAAUAUUUAUUGAACCAUGGGAGUGGUUUGAUGACAUAUGUUUUUUAGGUAUGUUUGUUUGUUUGCUUGUGUUAAAAGUUGAGGGACCAACAAGGUUCAAGCUGCUAUAAUCAAUAAGUGACAUCAAGGAGCAAGUGAGAUUUAAGAGUGUAAAAAUUACAUUGCUUAAGGUGGCUGAACACAGUUUUGCGGGCGGUCAGCGGUAACUCGCGUGACGGCGCCUGUAUUAAAUUAGACAAACAAACAUGGCAGCGAAGAAAGCAAAGGUACAGAGAAGUCAAUUUCUCAAUAUCUACUCAUUAACACUUUGUGAUAUUUGGCAGAAUUUUUACUUUUAUUGUAUUUUAAAUAAUGAGAACUUUAAAAUGGAUGUUGAACAGACGAUUUUUUGACACAUUUGAUAAUUACAAUACAAUUAUAUUUUCCGUCUGUUAAAAUUUGGGCAAAUAAGUUUCAAAUGGUAAUGAUUAAUUAUAGUAAGCUGUGUGCAAGUUUAUAGGAAAAUCUAAUGAGUGAAUUUUAUGUAAAUUGAGCAAAAGUGAAAUUUUAAGGUUGUAUUCAAUCGUUCAUGUUGCCAUGGAAACUACAAAAAUGACAAAUUUUGCCUGUCAAUAAAAAUCUUUCAUCAGUAUAUUUUUCACUUGCCAAGUUUCAGCUUGUGAGCUGCAACCUCUCUCUUGCCAUGAUUUGCCAAAUGACAUAUACUCACAAACUGCCAAAACUGUGUUCAGCCACCUUAAGAGCAACGACUGCCUUCAUUGUUCUCCACAUUUUAUUGUCUGUUAUCUUGGCUAAUGGCAGAGAUGCCAACCUGGUGUGGAGGCCUAAAAUCUGGGAACUCUUUCUUUUGCGUUAUUCCCAGAUAUCAACGACCAACCCCCACCUCUUAUUUCUUGUGUUAUUUUUCUCUGCAGAGAAAUGUUUCCUCUGAAGAUGCAAAGGCGCCUCCAUUUAUUAGGGCCUUGGUAACAGUUGUUUGUGAAGGGGCAAUGGAGAGAGGUAAUUUUAUCGAUAAACUACCCUUUCUUUGCAUCCUGUUUCGCUACUCUUUAUUAUUUGUCACAUCACGUUUUACUGGUCCCUUUUUCUUAACACGGGCUCCAUAUUCCUUGAUGGUCCAUUUUGUACUAUGUAGGCUGGUUUUCAGUUGAGAAUUUACCUUUUUUAUUAUAACACAAAUUUUUCUCAUGCCAAGCUCAUGCUAGAUUACAAGUUUACUGGUAACCCAGUAGUUGACAUUGUCGUCCACAAACCAGUUCAGAAACAAGUACUAUAAGUAAAAAUACUAAGUAAGAAAUAGAAUCCAAUCUGACCAGAGAGAGACAAACAAGUUGGCUGUUUACAGCUGUGGCCGAGGGGUUGAAUUCAGAGCUACCUAGAACCAAAUCUAUCAAGUGAUUAGGAUGGGGAUUAAACUCAGGACUUAUAAGUCCAGCUCUCUAACCACUAGUUCACAGUGAACCCAGGGAGUAGCGGUUGUCCAUGGCUACAGUGAUGGGGGAAUUUUUGUUAGAUUUUUAAGUUCAUGUAAAAGGAGUGCACAUGCCCUCUCUGAAUGGUUCGUAUGCAGCGGUAAAACUGUCUCAUGUAAUGCAGUCGAUAAUAUCUCAUUUAACAUUAAAGCAGUUAUGUCACGCUAUUUGCUAUCCUUUUAAAAAUGCUACUAACAUGACUUGUCUUCGCGUCAAUUGAAUUCGAAACAUAAUGACCCAGUUCUUUUAUGUGAGACUCUAUUGAGACUAUAUGGAUUAAAACCCAGUUUUUCAAAUUUAAAGUCUAUGCCUGCACAAAUCACUAUAAAACUAUUAUGCUUAGUGCUCUCUAAUGAAACUUGUUAUACAUCUUGUUCUUAACUGUACAAGAGCAUUUAUAGUAACGGCGCUAAGCAAUGACUUAAGCACAGCAGAAUUGAACUAACACAGCAAUGUCCUCGUGACGUAUUCCCUUUUAGAGUUGUUCCAUAUUUGUUGUCCUUCUUUAACAGAAGAUGGAGGCGUUUGCAAAUGUAACAUUAACAUCCUGAAGAAGAGAAAACCUCUUCUUCAAAAAUACAUUGAUGACAACGCUAGUCUGCAAAUCCAUGCUGUUUACGCAGUGCAGGCACUUUUCGUUCAGCUGGAUCAUCCUCCAAGUAAGAAUAAUUAAUGGACUAAAUUCUCGUUACUUCUACACACAGUUCUUAUGAAAGUGGCGGGAAGUUAUAGUUAUGUCGAGAAUCAUAAAUGUUGACUAGUAAUUCAAGAGAAAAUCUGGUUGCGAGUUAGAACAACUGGACCUUGAUGUCAAGCAAGGUCAAGCGUACCCCCAAAGAUUCCAUCAACUAAGUGUUGUGAAAGUUGAAUGUGUUAGUAGUUGUAGCCGGUUUCAGGCUCCAAGACUAACGGAUUUGUUGGUUUUUUUUCUGUCGAAUUUAUAAGAGAACUCUUGACCAUCCUCUUGACCGUGUUCAUGGAUGAUGUACUCCUCCCUUGAAAACCGCAUUUGUCAGACAUCUAAAAAUCUGAAAAUAGUCACUAAUGCGGCUGAUUUUGUAGCCCAAAUAAACGGGUCUUGUUGAAAGUAGAUUUAUCCAACCGAUAAAGGAGCAGUGUUGGUUUAUUCUACUCUUAAAUGAAGCAAUCAGGGUGCAUCUGACUGAAACCUUGUUGUUCUUUAAAACAAACUAAUUAACAGACAAAGUUAAAGAUAGUUCGUCACAUUGUCUCACAUACACGUUGCACAACCCUGUAGGUCAUCCUCUGUUAUAAGCAUCGUCGAGGUGGACUACAAAGACUCUAGGCUUGAAGCAGUUUGGCUUGGUUUGUGGUGUAAAGGACUUUCAGUCAUAUAAACGUUAUUUUGUCAAAAUUCAUGUUAAUUUGUCUCUCCUUUUCUGUAUGCAGGUUUUGUCAAAUCCUAUUUUGAUAGUUUAUAUGAUGAAGAGAUUAUCACAGAAGAUUCUUUCAAAGCCUGGGAAAACAGCUCCGACGAAGAACCCGGAAAAGGUGUGACUGUUACUGCCGCUUCCGAGUUUUUUCGCUGGCUCAAGAGUGCCCCAGAGGAGACUGGGGAAGAGAGCUAA